Messenger RNA from Geodia barretti, 460 nucleotides. The record is from the annotation of a GenBank genome assembly. NCBI's taxonomy places the organism in Eukaryota, Metazoa, Porifera, Demospongiae, Tetractinellida, Geodiidae.
UGGGCGUAGCUCGUCUGCGCAAAAACAACAUCAGCUGCGCAAGCACAGAGACGUCGUCCGCAGGAGAAUGGGUUGCGGGACUUCUCGCUCGCCGGCUCGAGUAGGAGUCAUCGUGGAAGACGAUGGCAGUCUCCAUCAAGAAUUUUAUCCGCCGUUGGUAGACGGAUAUUGGAUGGGACAGAGCGCCCAGGACCCGUCAUCUUCCUUCUGUACCUCGCCCUCUCCUCCUCCCUACACUCCACUGCCUCUGAGUGGGCACGUGACGCUCAUGCUAGGACAGGGCCCUUCGCCGGCAAAGAGACGGAACUCUAUCCAAUCGACUAGGGUGGAUUCCUACCCCGGACCACCGGUGGAGCAGGAGGCAAGUCAGCAGGGAACCGAGGCGGGCCCCAGGCUCUAUCCUAGAGAGCUCGUUACGCAGAGAGAGGAGAGAGAGUGGGACCAGCCGCCGCCACAGUAG